Molecule: messenger RNA, 511 nt
Organism: Thamnophis sirtalis
Lineage: Eukaryota; Metazoa; Chordata; Lepidosauria; Squamata; Natricidae
Source: RefSeq, a predicted model, not a curated record
AGCAGCUUCCUUGCUAUGGUGAUUGUGAAAAGCAGUUCAUUUAUGGUGGCUGAUUGCCUGUUGCUUUUGAAGACUGCACAGAGAACCUGUCUACCCACUUUCAGUUUCCACUUUUAAAGAAAUAAACUUAUCCAGGGAAAUUACAGGAAAGUGAUCUUUUAGGGAGAGCAAGACAGAACUGGGAAUGGCUUCAGUAAGAAACCUACCUUAUGGAUUUGGUGCAAAUUACGAGACUGUAAUAAAGAUAAUCGGGAGCAAAUACGUCCGAUGCCUUGUAGAGAAAAGUGAUGGGAAAGCAAAGGAGAUUGUGAAGCCUGAGGCACAGUCCAUGUUCCAAACUUCACCUCUGUGUAAUAUAAGACAGAGAAAUGGAAAAUUUCCAGACCGCAAUAAGCCACCUAAUCAGCAAAUCAAUAAUGAUGUGAAUAUUGAAUCUCAGAACAAAGAUGGAAUGGAAAAAUAUACAUCCAAACAAACAGAGACAAAUAUUAUCAGAUCUGUGGACAACAAA